GAUUGGAUUGAGGUUGACCUCAGAGAGGUCAAGGUCAUCACUCAGGUUGAAACUCAAGGUCGACACGGAAAUGGACACGGCCUAGAAUAUUCUGACAAGUAUAGCAUCGAAUACAGGAGGCUGAAGGAUGGACCCUGGAUUAAAUACAAAGAUAGAAGAGGAAACGAGUUAAACUGUUUAAGCGAUACAUCUUUCGUGUGUAUAUACAUGCAUACAAACAUACAUACAUACAUACAUACAAACAUACGUACAUACAUACAUACAUACAAUUUUUUCAAAAUAAUUCAGAUUAUAACCGGAAAUACAAACGCAAAUGAUGCGGUCACGAGGGUUCUAUCUCCACCAAUCAUAGCCAGGGUCAUUCGACUUCUACCAAUCAGCAAUCGGCAAAUGUUAUGUCUUCGAUUAGAAUUAUACGGAUGCACGUGGAAAGACGGAGUCAUAGCCUACAGCAUGCCGCAAGGUGAUCAAAGAAGUUCGGAAAUUGAACUGAUGGACUGGACGUAUGACGGUCACUACGACCCAGAAACCAACCAGCUUACCGGCGGUCUGGGCCAACUUUUAGACGGAUCAGAGGGCCCAACAAAUUUCCGCCUGGUACAAAACAGUACCGGAAAGAGAGGGUUUGAUUGGGUCGGUUGGAAGAAUGACUCUUUCAUGGACAGAGGGCCCGUAACGAUUGUCUUCGAGUUUGAGAAAGUUCGAAAUAUCAGUACUGUGAGGUUCCAUGCCAACAACAUGUUCAACAAAGAGGUUUGUCUGCCUCACUCACAUAGACACACAGACACACACACAGACACACACAUACACACACACAAGGUGCGUGCAUUCAGACGAGCAGUUCUCCACUUCGGCCUGACGACGAAGGGCUACCAACGCAAUCCCGUCGUGUUCGACUUCAUGAGGGACGAGUUGAUAGAGCAGGCUCGAAUGAUCAUAAUCCACGUGCCGCACAGGUGUGCCAAGUAUUUAAAAGUGGAUCUCUACUUCGACGCCAAGUGGAUCAUGAUAUCGGAAGUCUUCUUUGAAAUGAUAUUCGAGCGAGAGAUGCGCUCCCUGCAACAGCUGAACGAUGAGAAUGUAGCCGGAUUACUUGGGAUUUGCCACCACCAUCCUCUGUCCGGCGGAUCCGGACUGCUGGGUUUAGUUCUCGAGUACACCAGAUUUGGAGAUUUGAAAGAUUACGGCAGCCUGGUUCACAUGGCAACUCAAAUCGCAUCCGGAAUGAAAUUUCUCGAACUUUCCGGGAUAAUCCACCGGGAUUUAGCCACGAGGAACUGUCUCGUCGAUGAAUACUUCGCAAUAAAGAUUUCAGACGUGGCCAUGAGCCGGCCUUGUCACGCGGGUGAUUAUUUCUGGGUGGAAGACAGGCUGGCACUCCCAAUCAGGUGGAUGGCCUGGGAAUCUUUGUUCCUGGGAAAAUUCUCGCACAAGAGUGACGUGUGGUCGUUCGGAGUGACAUUGUGGGAGGUGCUAACAUUGGCUAGGAGCCAACCGCACUCUCAUUUAAACAACAAUCAAGUAUUCAUAUCAUACAAUAAAUUGUAUUACAAAGUGUGUUUGUGUAUUAUUUGCCAGGUCUUGGAGAACUCUGGGCACUACUAUGCAGAAUCCGAUAGCAGUUUGAUAAAUUACUUACCGCGCCCACCAAUCUGCCCCAAAGAAGUCUACGACCUAAUGAAGGAAUGCUGGAACAGAGAUGCCACCAAAAGACCGACCUUCCAAGAGAUCCACAUGUUUCUACAGAGAAAAACCGUCGGUUAUUCGCCUGUUGACGAUUUCAAUCAAACCUUUCAACUCGCUCCGAGAGUAGCCGACGGCUACAACGGCACUCACAACAACGUCAGUAACUUACAAAACAUGCAACACAACAACACCGGUCAUGUAAAUAAUAACAAUAAUAAUAACAAUAAUAAUAAUAAUAAUAAUAGCAAUAAUAAAAGUAAUAACCGACUGAAUAGCGGUUUCGCGAGUAGCAGCAGAGUAUUCGCCAGCAGCAAUCCCAGCAGCAACAAUACCGAACCGAAUAACGCCGGAUAUACGAGUAGUGGCGGUAGCUUCAGUAACUGCAGCAGCAGUAGUAGAAGUAAUAAUAGUGGCACCUCGUCGUUGUCGCUUGGCAAUGCAAUAAAAUCGUCAAACGUAGCUACUACUACUACUACCGCUACUACAACUUUGAAUAAUAAUAAUAUAAUUAACAAUGUUACUAAUUUUGUUGAAGUCAGUAAAUGUGGGGCUGGAAUUCCUUUGAUUUGA
Helobdella robusta is the source of this 2256-nucleotide messenger RNA. RefSeq lists its product as hypothetical. NCBI's taxonomy places the organism in Eukaryota, Metazoa, Annelida, Clitellata, Rhynchobdellida, Glossiphoniidae. Gene Ontology annotation, biological process: cell surface receptor protein tyrosine kinase signaling pathway; multicellular organism development; positive regulation of kinase activity. The record is from RefSeq and is a predicted model, not a curated record. The annotation marks the transcript as partial. The transcript is spliced from 11 exons. Gene Ontology annotation, molecular function: ATP binding; collagen binding; protein tyrosine kinase collagen receptor activity. Gene Ontology annotation, cellular component: signaling receptor complex.